GCGCGUGGCUUCUGGAUCCCGGAGCCCUGCCUCUGUCUGACUAUAAAGGGUUAAGGGACCUUGUCCCCCCACCCCCUUCCUCCCGCCUCCUCCCGCCUCCACCCCAGGCUCUUCCUGUCCUGAAGUUGCAAUACCCCAUCUGCCUCUCUCCCUUCCCCUCCCACCUCUUCUCAGCUCAAGUUUUCUCGGAGUUCUCCCGGCUCCGGGCCGCCUUCCGGGUUUGAAGUCCUCCGGACUGGGCUGUGUCCCCGCCCAAGUCUCAACCCUCCACUCCCCGACCCGAGGCCCAGGCUCCGCUGGGGAGACGCAAGGACUGUGUCGCUGCCACUGUCGCGGGCUGCCACUGCCCCAGCCCUGAUGGGGGAUUGAGAGGCCACAGCUGGCCGGACAUGGGCCUCCCCACCGUGCCUGGCCUGCUGCUGCCACUGGUGCUUCCGGCUUUGUUGGCAGAUGUGUACCCCGCAAGGGUUCAUGGGCUGGUCCCUCAACCUGGGGACCUGGAGAAGAAAGAGAGUUCCUGUCCCCAAGGAAAAUAUAACCACCCUCAAAAUAGCACCAUUUGCUGCACCAAGUGCCACAAAGGUACCUAUCUGUACAAUGACUGUCCGGGCCCGGGGCUAGACACGGACUGCAGGGUAUGUGCCUCUGGCACCUACACUGCCUUGGAGAACCACCUCAGACGAUGCCUGAGCUGCUCCAGGUGCCGGGAUGAAAUGUUCCAGGUGGAGCUUUCCCCUUGUACAGUGGACCGGGACACCGUGUGUGGCUGCAGGAAGAACCAGUACCGGGAAUACUGGGGUGAAACUGGCUUCCGGUGUCUGAACUGCAGUCUCUGUCCCAACGGCACAGUGAACAUCCCCUGCCAGGAGAGACAGGACACCAUCUGCCACUGCCAUAUGGGCUUCUUUCUAAAAGGCGCCAAGUGCAUCUCCUGUCAUGAGUGUAAGAACAAGGAAUGUGAGAAAUUAUGUCCAACCCGAACUUCAACUGGUAAAGACUCUCAGGACCCAGGCACUACAGUACUAUUACCCCUGGUGAUUGUCUUCGGGCUUUGCCUGGCAUCCUUCGCCUCUGUCGUUUUAGCAUGUCGCUACCAGCGGUGGAAGCCCAAGCUCUACUCCAUCAUUUGCGGGCAGUCGACUCUGGUAAAAGAGGGGGAGCCAGAACUCCUGGCCCCGGCCCCAGGCUUCAACCCCACAAGUUCCAGUCCUGUCUCCAUUCCCCCUUACAUCCCCUGUGACCGGUCCAGCUUCAGAGUCGUCACAUCUCCCUCCAGCGAAAUGGCCCCGCCCCAUCUAAAGGCUGGCCCCAUUCUCCCGGGGCCUCCGGCCUCCACCCACCUCUGCACCCCAGUUCAGAAGUGGGAAGCCAGCGCCCCGAGUGCCCCCGAUCAGCUCGCGGAUGCCGACCCUGCGACCCUGUACGCGGUGGUGGACGGCGUGCCACCGUCGCGCUGGAAGGAGUUGGUGCGGCGGCUGGGACUGAGCGAGCACGAGAUCGAGCGGCUGGAGAUGGAGAACGGGCGCCACCUGCGCGAGGCGCAGUACAGCAUGCUGGCGGCCUGGCGGCGGCGCACGCCGCGGCGCGAGGCCACGCUGGAGCUGCUGGGCCGCGUGCUCAGGGACAUGGACCUGCUGGGCUGCCUGGAAAACAUCGAGGAGGCGCUGGGUGGCCCCGCCCGCCUUGCGUCCGAGCCCCGCCUUCUCCGGUGAGGCCCCGCCCCUCCGACUGCGGGCCGCCCCGCCCUGCGGACGGCUGCUUCCUUCCUGCGCCAGGCAGCCCGGAAGGACCUGCGAGAUGCCCUCUGGACCUCCUGGUUUUUUUCUGGAGAGGAAGAGUCUUGUAGGAGCAGGCACGAUCUGGCAGCCACUGACCUGGUGCUACUCCCUCAGUGUACAUAGCUUUUCUCGGCUGCCUGAGGACUGCUGGCUUGUCAGCUGUGUGUAGUAUGUGUGUGUCUCCGUGUAGCGUGUGUCUGCGUGCAGUACGUGUGUCUGCGUCUCUGUAUGUGCGUCUGUGUGAUGUGGAGUGUGUGUACUCGUGAGAGAGGCCGAGUGUGCCCAGAGCCCAUGGCAGUGGUUGCGAAAAUGAGGGGCGCCCUGCCUCAUUGCCUGUUUUUUUGGACUUGGAGAACCCAGCAAGGCAACUUGGGGAUCCUACGUUCGUCCCUGAGCCGGUUUCGCAGUAGAUAAGCCAUCUUUGUAUCCACUCUGCACAUCCACUCAUCCAUUCUGUACACUAAUAGAAACUUGUCCCCCUGCCUGGACCAGCUGAACUGUCCCUAGGCAGGGGGUGAGCACAGAACAAUGGGGCCUCCCAAGGGAGCUGUGGACUUCUGUAAAUACACUAAAAUCCUCCAAUUAAAGCUCUGCCCUGGAGGGA
This is a messenger RNA of Odocoileus virginianus texanus, 2382 nucleotides long. RefSeq names its product TNF receptor superfamily member 1A (gene TNFRSF1A). Gene Ontology annotation, cellular component: signaling receptor complex; membrane raft. NCBI's taxonomy places the organism in Eukaryota, Metazoa, Chordata, Mammalia, Artiodactyla, Cervidae. The record is from RefSeq and is a predicted model, not a curated record. Gene Ontology annotation, molecular function: tumor necrosis factor binding; tumor necrosis factor receptor activity. Gene Ontology annotation, biological process: inflammatory response; prostaglandin metabolic process; tumor necrosis factor-mediated signaling pathway.